This is a messenger RNA of Triplophysa rosa, 1653 nucleotides long. It is a transcript of the gene ccn4b, whose product is annotated as cellular communication network factor 4b. The record is from RefSeq and is a predicted model, not a curated record. Gene Ontology annotation, molecular function: integrin binding; heparin binding. Gene Ontology annotation, cellular component: extracellular region; extracellular matrix. NCBI's taxonomy places the organism in Eukaryota, Metazoa, Chordata, Actinopteri, Cypriniformes, Nemacheilidae. Gene Ontology annotation, biological process: cell adhesion; signal transduction. Bases 126 to 1202 code for a protein of 358 amino acids. The transcript is spliced from 5 exons.
ACGUGUGCGAGCGUGCCAGUGCGCGCUCUGUGGAUGCCACGAGUGGACGAAACCAAGUGUGCUGUGGAUUUUACUGUAACAAUCUACUUUUCUUGUUUCAAUGUAUUUCAUUCAGGAAUUUAGUAAUGUGGAGACUCCUGUCGUGGAUUUUUCUGACAGCCAGUUUGCAUCAGGCCAGUUCCCAAAACACCACCAACUCACCUCUUGUGACCACAGAGUUGGACCCUUAUAACCGGUUUCGAUACUGCAAAUGGCCCUGUAAGUGCCCCAAGAGUGCCCCCUUGUGUCCACCCGGGGUCAGCCUUCUGACGGACGGAUGUGACUGCUGCAAACACUGUUCCAGCCAGGUGGGCGAGACCUGUAAUGAGAGAGAUAUAUGUGACUAUCAUAAAGGACUUUACUGUGACUACAGCGCUGACAAGCCGAGGUACGAAAAAGGAGUAUGUGCGUAUGUUAGGGGAACAGGCUGUGAGUAUAAUGGCGUGAUUUACCGCAAUGGCCAGAGUUUCCAACCCAGUUGUAAGUAUCGCUGUCUCUGUGUGAAUGGGGCUAUUGGGUGUGUGCCCCUGUGUACUGAGUCCCAGCCACCCCGGGUGUGGUGUCAGUCACCCAAGCGUGUGAAGAUUCCAGGUCAGUGUUGUGAGAAAUGGUUCUGUGAGGAAACGCGUAAACUGCGCAAGACCAACCCCAGACAUGCCCCUGAGGAGGUGUCCCUCUCCACUAAUGACAUUCAGGAUAAAAAUUGCAUUACCCAGACAACCCCAUGGAGUCCCUGCUCAAAGACUUGUGGGCGGGGCAUCUCACUCCGCGUCUCCAAUGACAAUGCUGAGUGUGUGAUGGAGAAAGAGACUCGACUGUGUAAUCUGCGACCCUGUGAGGUGGACAUCACUAAGCACUUUAGACCGGGGAAAAAAUGCCUGAACAUCUACCGUGAGCCAGAAUUUCGGAACUUCACCAUCUCAGGCUGCGUCAGUAAGAAGCAAUAUUGGCCGAAGUACUGUGGAGUUUGUACCGAUGAGCGCUGCUGCAUUCCCUAUAAGUCGAAGACAAUCGAGGUGGAGUUUGUAUGUCCUAACGGAUCAAUCCUAACCUGGAAGUAUUUGUGGAUCAACGCCUGCUUCUGUAACCUCUCGUGCAGGAAUCCAAAUGAUAUCUUUGCAGAUCUGGAGCAAUACUAUGAGGUUAAUGAAAUCAUGAACUAAUUCACUGACAAAGAGCCAUUUGCAAUCUUUAAGAUCUUUUACGUGGUUUAUCAAAGGCAUCAAUUCACCGUGGAUGAUAUUAGCAGCUACACCUGUUGAAAUGGCUUGUGAGAAGAAUGUCCAUUUAAGAUGAAGGACAUUAUGAUACAAGAAGAUUUUCUAUGGAUGUGUGGAGAAAAACAAAUUCAAGAGUCUAUUUAAGUGAACAAUUCAGAGAAUAUUAAGAGGUUUGUUGCCGUCCUGUUUCAAAUCUGCAAACCUAAAACUCAGAAUGACAAAAAACAGCCUACACGCAGACAAGUACAUUUUUGCGAGUAGGAUGUUUUUCGAUUCUUCUUGCUUGUGAAGCAAAAAUAUAUUUUCUGAUAAUGAUAAAAGGAAAUCUCACUAAAUGCAUACACAUCAGAGCUUAACAAUUUAUGUUGAUUUUUAAAUGAUUUUAGAUUUUGUU